AUUAGAAUUGUAUUCGAUUUAGCUACGGAAGGUUCGUGCGUUAUACGCGUUUCGUUUUUUCACUAAAAAGAAAAGAUCAAUUCAAUAAAUGUUAUUUUCCUACUGUUCCCUUUGAAUACUAUUAAAAAAUACCCAGAAAAUUCGAAUUCAAAAUAAUCAAAUUCGUAAAUCGCAGGGAAAAUCGUUCUGAAGUACGCGUAACGUAAUAUGACGAAAAUUUCGGGCGUUCGAAUAUGAAAAAUUUGAGUGAGAGUUGAAGGAAAAUUUGCUAUCCUUUCGUGGUACGGGUUUGGUGUGGAUAAUGAAGAAAUAGUGGAAAAAACCUGUUCCGUUACGAAAUAGGCCUGGAUAGUGAUUAAAGAAAUAUUGGAAAACCCCAGUCGUCGUCCUUUUUUGUGAGACUACUCUCUGCUCAACUUUUCCUAUGUAUGCCUUCUCCUCUGCGCUCUCUAUGUAGAUGCGAAUAGAAUACAAUACAGUAAAACAAAACAGAAUACGGAAUGAUACAGUGUAGAGGCGAGAAUGUAAUUCGGAAGUGGAGAGACGCGCUAUUAGAAUUCUUUUAGUAUUUCGGGGAAGAAAGAAACAAGUUUUGUUGGCGGAAAAAUCCAAUUCCCUGUUUGCUCUCCAGAAAUUGGGUCUUAGGGCUAAUUCGCCUAUUUAUCUGAAAUACACAGGUUUUACCGUCUUGCACAUGUUCCAAGGAUGCUGAACAAUGAAAAAUUCCGUUUAGAGUUCUUGUGAUGGGAUUAUACCGCAAACAAGUGUUACUAAAUCGUAAAAAUUAAAAACAGGAUAAACGUAAAUAAAAGAUAUUAAAUUGUGCCUGAAACGUGUUGUAUAGUUUGUACUCCGUUUAUUUAUUCCGAAGCUGCACGCUAAUCUCGAUUUGCUAGCGAUAAAGCAAAAUUGUAAUAUAAAAACCGAUUUAAUAAGAUUUCAUUCGUGGUUUGGAUGUAGUGCGCAAUUUUGUUCUUAUUUGCCUAGAAAAAAAUAUUUGUGCAUUGUAAUGUUAUCGAUAUUACUUGCACGAACAUCAGCUCCGCUCGGCAUUGUUUCUCAUAUUUGUUAAAAGAAAAUUUUUUAUAGUAUUUACAUACAUACAAUAUCGAUUCGCCUGUUUUUCGUUGGAGUGAUUCUUUCGUUGGCAAGUGCUUUAUUGAAUAAAAGAAAAAUACCUUCGCUAACCAUCAGUAAAUCCGAUUAAUAUUAUUUGAAAAUUCUUCAUGCUGAAACAGACAACCUUGUUUAAUUUAGUACAUCAUACAAUUACCGCAAAUACAGAAAAUAUAGUGAGUUUAUGAAGAAUGGUCGGUGGAAAAUGUAAUUACCAUAAUAAUAAGUGAUAAAAGAAUAUAUUUAAAUAAGGCAAAUAUAUAUGUAUAGUAAUAGAAUUGCGUAGUUUUCAUCUGAAGUCGAUUUCAGAUGAAAAUUUUAUAAAUUUAUUAUAAAAAACCGCCGUGAGAUUAUCUUAAGUGUAAUAAAACUAAAAGUGAGAUUAUCUAGAGUGCUUACCAAUUUGCAGUGUUGCUUGGUGACUUAAAUGUAGAUGGUGUUAAUUGAUGUGCCGCUUUACAAGGUGAAUGUUGGCAACCCUGGAGUGCCUCGGUGUUGUAGCGUGUACUAGGGGAUGUCGGCUUGUGACGAUACAGCAGUUGAUCCAUUAUCAGCAGAAACAACCGAUACACCAUAUGGAACCGACGAUUGUCUUAAAGUGCGAAAAUGGUGGUGCUUUCUCUUAUCCAGCAUCUUCACAUUUCUGGCUGGACUCUUGGUUGUACUGCUAUGGCGCGCGUUUGCAUUCAUAUGCUGUCGCAAGGAGCCCGAUCUGGGACCAAACGAUCCGAAACAGAAAGAACAGAAAGCAUCGCGACAAAACAAACAAGAAUUCGAGGGAACUUUUAUGACAGAGGCGAAAGAUUGGGCUGGCGAACUUAUAUCCGGUCAAACAACAACUGGUCGAAUUUUGGUGGUGCUCGUUUUUAUACUCAGCAUUGCAUCCCUUAUUAUUUAUUUUAUCGACGCAUCUAGUGAGGAAGUGGAGAGAUGUCAAAAGUGGAGUAAUAACAUUACUCAGCAAAUCGAUCUCGCAUUCAACAUAUUUUUUAUGGUCUACUUUUUUAUACGAUUCAUAGCAGCAUCUGAUAAGCUGUGGUUUAUGCUAGAAAUGUACAGUUUCGUAGAUUAUUUUACAAUACCCCCGUCCUUUGUAUCAAUAUAUUUAGAUCGGACAUGGAUCGGUCUUCGAUUUCUUCGAGCGCUACGUCUUAUGACUGUACCCGAUAUUUUGCAAUAUUUAAAUAUAUUGAAAACCUCGAGCUCAAUUCGCUUGGCUCAAUUAGUCUCAAUUUUUAUAUCAGUAUGGUUAACAGCAGCAGGCAUCAUACAUUUGCUGGAAAAUUCUGGAGAUCCACUCGAUUUUAACAAUCCACAUCAACUAUCCUACUGGACGUGUGUAUACUUUUUAAUUGUGACGAUGUCGACGGUAGGGUAUGGUGAUGUUUACUGUGUAACUGUUUUAGGCAGGACAUUUCUAGUGUUCUUCCUACUUGUCGGUUUGGCGAUAUUUGCAAGUUGUAUACCAGAGAUAAUAGACUUGAUUGGAACAAGACCCAAAUAUGGGGGCACAUUGAAGAACGAACGGGGUCGAAGACAUAUUGUCGUUUGCGGUCAUAUAACAUACGAGUCAGUGUCGCAUUUUCUCAAGGAUUUUCUACAUGAGGAUCGUGAAGAUGUGGAUGUUGAAGUAGUGUUUUUACAUCGAAAACCGCCUGAUUUGGAAUUAGAGGGUCUAUUCAAACGACAUUUCACAACAGUGGAGUUCUUCCAGGGAACAAUAAUGAAUCCAAUCGAUCUGCAGAGGGUUAAGGUACACGAAGCUGACGCCUGUUUAGUUUUAGCAAAUAAAUACUGUCAAGAUCCAGACGCUGAAGAUGCUGCCAAUAUAAUGCGAGUUAUUUCGAUAAAAAAUUACAGUGACGACAUUAGAGUUAUUAUACAAUUAAUGCAAUAUCACAAUAAGGCGUAUUUACUAAAUAUUCCUUCGUGGGAUUGGAAGCAGGGAGACGAUGUGAUUUGUUUAGCUGAACUGAAAUUGGGUUUCAUCGCACAAAGCUGUCUAGCACCCGGUUUUUCAACCAUGAUGGCGAAUCUAUUUGCCAUGCGAUCUUUCAAAACGUCACCAGAUAUGCAAAUAUGGACGAAUGAUUACUUACGUGGAACUGGCAUGGAAAUGUAUACUGAAACACUGAGUCCUUCAUUCAUUGGAAUGCCAUUUGCUCAGGCAACUGAACUGUGUUUUACAAAACUCAAAUUACUGCUCCUGGCAAUCGAAAUCAAGGGAUCGGAGGAUGGCGUUGACAGUAAAAUUUCCAUCAACCCUCGUGGUGCUAAAAUUCAAGCGAAUACUCAAGGUUUUUUUAUAGCACAAAGUGCUGAUGAAGUCAAAAGAGCUUGGUUCUAUUGUAAGGCUUGUCAUGAGGAUAUCAAAGAUGAAACACUCAUAAAAAAGUGUAAAUGUAAAAAUUUGACUGCACAACCAAGGAACAAAUUUGGUGACUUAGAUGUGGGCAUGAUUAUGAUGCAGACAGGGAUGGUAAAUAAACACGGUCUUAGUACUGCCUGUCACGCAUACAUCGAUGAUGAUCAUCACCCCGCACCCACAUUCACUCCACCAGAACUACCCAAAAGGGUGCAUGUGCGCGGAAUAACAUCGGGCGAAAUCACGAGAGAUAGAGAGGAUAUUAAUUUAAUUAAUCGAAAUCGACGAGCUCCGUCUUCGACAACGAAUGGUGUAACGACUAGUUCAUCUCUACACGUAAAUUCGACGACGAAACAAGUUAACAAAGUGAAACCUGUUAAUCGACAAAGUGCCGAUAAUAUUGUUUCACCUUCUAGCUAUAAUAGGCCUGCAGAACCCGAAGCAAAUCCGUACGCGGGCUAUCAACUUGCUUACGAAGUGAAAAAGCUCAUGCCUACCAGUCGAGGGAGUGGCUCGGGAACACAAAAUACGAACGGUGUCACGUUACCUGCUGGCAUAGCGGAUGAUCAAUCGAAAGAUUUCGAUUUUGAAAAAACCGAAAUGAAAUACGAUUCGACCGGAAUGUUCCAUUGGAGUCCGGCAAGAAAUUUAGAAGACUGCAUAUUGGAUCGGAAUCAAGCGGCGAUGACGGUAUUAAAUGGGCACGUUGUAGUUUGCCUAUUUGCUGAUCCCGAUUCACCCUUAAUUGGACUUAGGAAUUUAGUGAUGCCCCUACGUGCAUCGAAUUUUCAUUAUCACGAACUAAAACAUGUCGUUAUUGUUGGUUCGGUGGACUAUAUCCGACGCGAAUGGAAAAUGUUACAAAAUCUACCGAAAAUUUCGGUCCUAAAUGGAUCACCACUCAGUCGUGCGGACCUCAGAGCAGUCAACGUGAACCUUUGUGAUAUGUGUUGUAUAUUAUCGGCCAAAGUUCCUAGCAAUGACGAUCCAACGUUAGCCGAUAAGGAAGCAAUCUUAGCAUCAUUAAAUAUUAAAGCAAUGACAUUCGACGAUACAAUAGGCGUUCUAAGUCAGCGUGGCUCUGAAUUCGAUAAUUUGAACACGUCAGGUAGUCCAAUUGUUUUACAGAGGCGGGGAUCCGUAUAUGGUGCAAACGUUCCAAUGAUAACAGAAUUAGUUAAUGAUAGCAAUGUACAAUUCUUGGAUCAAGACGACGAUGACGACCCGGAUACAGAACUGUAUUUAACCCAGCCGUUUGCAUGCGGUACUGCGUUCGCCGUUAGUGUAUUAGAUUCCUUAAUGUCAACAACAUAUUUUAAUCAAAACGCCUUAACCCUAAUACGAUCGUUGAUUACUGGCGGUGCAACGCCUGAACUAGAACUUAUAUUAGCUGAGGGUGCUGGCCUUCGAGGUGGCUACAGCACAACCGAAAGUUUAAGCAAUCGUGAUCGAUGUCGUGUUGGUCAAAUAUCUCUGUAUGAUGGUCCAUUAGCACAAUUCGGAGAAUGUGGCAAAUAUGGUGAUCUGUUUGUGGCAGCGCUGAAAUCUUAUGGGAUGCUUUGUAUAGGACUGUAUCGAUUUCGUGAUACGAGCUCUAGUUGUGAUGCUAGUAGUAAGCGAUAUGUUAUAACGAACCCACCAGAUGAUUUUUCACUACUGCCAACAGAUCAGGUAUUUGUCCUAAUGCAGUUCGAUCCUGGGCUGGAAUACAAACCACCAUCGGUACGAGCACCACCAGGUGGACGUAACACCAACACACAGGGAUCUGGGGUCGGUGGGGGUGGCUCAAACAAAGAUGAUAAUUCUUGACUGUUGCUGUGUAGCGCCUUAACUGAUGGUCCCUAUUCGUACAUAUGAACGACGGAGAAUACUUUGCUGUAUAGGAUAAUGCAUUUCUGUCAUAAUACAAUUGGCAAAUUUGUUAAGAAAAUUUAUAACAUUAUGGAUCGAUUCGGAUUGACCCAACACAAUUAGCGGAGUUGAGGAAAAUGAUCGACAUACGCACUACUUUUUGUCGAAUAAAAGCAGAUCAAUGCAUUAUCCUGUACACAAAAUAAUGUGAAACUGAUGAAAAAUUUGAAAUGACAUCUUUCAAGUGGUUUAGGAUAAGCGGUGAAAGUGUAAUAGAAAGCUAUAGUCUAGAUAGGCGGUAUAUGAACAAAUUAUUUUAUUGUAGAGCUGUUUUGAGUUUCUUGGAAGUUACAAACACAGGGAAACUGAGAAAGCAAGUGCGAUACACCUAGGGAGUUUUGUGAGAAUCAAAGUAAUAAAAAUGAUAAAAGUAGUUCAGCGCAAUGAGAACAACUUCGAUCACUUCAAGAUGCCAUUUCAAAUUCGAAAGUUGCUCCGUCAUUCGUUUGUUUAUACAUUGCUUCCCACACCAUUCCGGAUUUUCUUUUUUAUUCUUGAUGUUUUUGUUGUGUUUCGGUUUUAAUCUUUUUCGUUUAAUGGAUUUAAUGUACUUGAAAUGGAAACUUUAAUAUUAUGAAACCAUGUUAUUCGUUUGAUUUUAGAAGUAGUUGAAUUUUCAUUGAAUGUUUUCCACUCCGUUUUCUCAGAUAAACGAUUCAGCAAUAUUUUCCUUCUGUAAUAAUCAAAAAAUAUAGAUGAAUUCAUUUUCAACAAUUUUUGUUUGUCUUCAUAUACGAAAAUGCAUAUUUGAUCACAGUGGUCAGUUUGAAUGCUAAUGAAACAGUAAAACGAAAAAAGAUUUCAAAAUUCAUUCAUUUAGAAUUAGAAAAUUCAGCAGAUUUUUGUUUAACGUUGUUCUGCAUGAGGUAAAAUGGAAAGUUUACUUCUUUUCAAGUUUAAUUUUCUUUUUCUAAUGAAGCUACAAAAUUUCUGCUAAUUGAUGAAACUAUUAUACCUAAUUUGAUUUGAUUUUUCUUUUUUUUUUAAUUUUGUAUAGUCUAAAACUUUAUAUUCAGUACCUAUCUAAGUACCGAUGUUGUGCCAAAAAAAUCUUCAACGACCAGGGCUGCCGACUGAAAUUGUGAAAACUGAGAGAGGAACAAUCGACUGAGAAUGAAAGUGUGAAAGAGGGCAUAAAUUAUCUACAUCUACAUUUCCAGUAUUACUUCUAAUUUAUUUUAUUGUAUAUGAUUUGGUUAUUGUUAUUUUUUAAUUAUAAUUUUACUAUGUCGUUCAAAAGCAUGCUUCUUAUUUUAAAGUGGUGUGCUGGAAGCAAUUGGGAACCAUUAGGAAGGUAAGCUACACUUUAACAUAAACGCGAUAAUCGAUAAGUACAGAGAUAAAAGUAGGUAAAUAGUAAGCGAAAGAAGACUUUAAAGUUAAACAGAUAAACUCACACGUAGAAAAAUCAUGGCGGGUAUCAGCAUAACAGAAUUUCAUUAUAAUCGUCGAUGUAUAUAUGAAAUAUUACAAUUUAUAUAGUAAAUCGAACUACAAUAUGUGAUGUGCAGGAAGCACAAAACAAGAAAACAAAUGGCAGAUUGCUGCUCCACUGAAAAAUACGAAACUUCAUAACUAACAUGACGAUGAUCAUUUCAAGGCAAAUUAAUCGGUAUCUUUGUAAAUGGGAGGAGGAGAUCUGAAGAAACCUCUGGGCUAUUCAAUAAUAAAGUUACCCUAGAAGUUUACACGUAAAUAAAAGAACAAAACUGAAAUGGCCAAAAAUAAAAUAAUCCAUUAAAGUAUGUAAAAUAAUUGACACUUGCUUUUCAAAUCGUACAGAAAAUAGGCAUACGAAGAUAACAAUGAAAAUUUAAAACAAUCAAAAAAUUUACUGGAAUAGUUAGACGUGCGGAAAUCAUAAAUUUCACCGUAUAAUCUAUUGCGAAAAGCAACUUAGAAAGCAAGAUACUAGAAAUUACGCGCGUAUAUCUUAGGACAGGAAAAAUUAGGUAACAAGACUAGGUUCGCGGUUGUUUGUUACUGUAUGUAAAAAUUAACGUAAUCAUCUCAUUGUAAGGAUAUUCAUGCAAAUAGCUAUUAUUUCGAAUGUUUAGAAAUUGAAUAUUACAAAUUAUACAUAUAUGAGAAAGCAUACCAGGAAAGUAAGAGAAUUAUUUAAAAUUGCAUAAGUAAAUAUUACAUUUUUUAUAAAAAUACUGAAUAAAAACUACUGAAAAAAAUUAACAGAA
Hermetia illucens (black soldier fly) is the source of this 7584-nucleotide messenger RNA. RefSeq names its product calcium-activated potassium channel slowpoke (gene slo). The transcript is spliced from 27 exons. The record is from RefSeq and is a predicted model, not a curated record. The coding region runs from base 1631 to 5290 and encodes 1219 amino acids. Lineage: Eukaryota; Metazoa; Arthropoda; Insecta; Diptera; Stratiomyidae. Gene Ontology annotation, biological process: potassium ion transport; transmembrane transport. Gene Ontology annotation, cellular component: postsynaptic membrane. Gene Ontology annotation, molecular function: large conductance calcium-activated potassium channel activity.